UUCACAUAACCACGAAAUAAAACAGUCCAGUCAUCAUUCAUCCAUUGUGAGAUGCGGAGCUGAUUUUUUUUUCGGAAAUUUAAUUUUUUUUUCGGAAAUUUAAUUUUUUUUUGUUCCCCUAAAUUUCGAAAAUGUCCGUCUCAUCCUCCACCGAAGGGGACAAGUUGGUCCGUAUUUUACGCGAAAGAAACAGGGCGCUAACCAACACCAUCGAAGAAUUAAAGAAGGAAAAAGACGUCGCCAAUCGGAACAUGGUCGAAACCGAGCGAAUGUGUCGGGAUCUCGAGCAACUCUGUUUCGAUAACGAGAAAGACAUGAAAGCUCAAGCCGACAAGUAUGCUUGGAUAGAGAAAGAGUUCAAAGGUCAAGUGGACGCCUUGCGCCGUCGGGAGGAAGAGCUGACCGGUCAAGUGGAGGCGCUACGUCGCCAAAAAGACGAGGGUCAACUCAAAGCUGCAAAAAAACGAGAGGAACAGCUCAACAGUGAAAUUGAUGAGCUUCACCGUAAAGAAGAAGAGUUUAAGGGGCUUAUCAACGUCGCGCGACGCCGGGAGGAACAACUGAACGCUAAAGUCGAAGCAUAUUGUCGCCAAGAUGAGAUGUACCAGUUUCAACUCGACAGUUUCCAACGGGCCGAGGAUGAGUUGAAGGGGGAAGUGGGGGCCCUUCGUUGUCAAGAGGAGGAACUGCAAGAACAAAUCGAGUCCUUCCGCCGGCAAGAAGAUAAGCUCAGGACUCAAAUCGACGCCUACCGUCGCCAAGAACAGGAGAUGAAGGGCGAAAUUGAAUCCCUUCGUCGCAGUGAGGAAGAUCUGAAGAUGCAAAUCAAGACUUCAAGUUCAACCCCACGAAACGGGGACAAGGAGGCAGAGAAGAAAAAUGAAGACCUGACCGCCUGGGCUGAUCAACUCGAGAAGAGGGAAAAUGAUUUGUCUGCUUUGCAAGAAGAUUUGAUGAAUGCGGCAGCCGCCGUAGAAAAAGCCGUUCAAACUAGACUUGACCACGAAAAGAUGGAAGCUGAACUCGACCGGCGACAAAAAGAUAUCUCCGAACAAUGGAAUUGUCUCAAAGAAGAGGCCAAGUUUCUCGACAUUCGCACCCUCCAGGUCGAAGUUGGACUAAAGGAAAUUCUCCAAGCUAAGGAGAAACUAAACAAGCACGACUUUGCUUGCUGCCGACCCGACCAUGUCGCCACUCUGAUGAAGAACUCGGUGUGCCAACCCCUUCUGAACAGAAUCAUAGAAAUGUCCGCCAAUCAGAAGAACAACGUUGAAACAAUUACCCAACUGAAGAAACUCGUCGAAGAGAACGUUGGCAAAAUCCCGGCUGACACGGGAGCGAAACCAUUUCCUCUCAAAUCCCAAGACGUUGUUGACGACGCGGCGAAAGUUCGACAAGUUGUCGCCGCCGCCGCCAUCGUACCGCCACCAUUGAUGGCGACGAAGCAACAGCCAACUUUCAUUCCUCCGACUCCUCACGUUCCUCCAACCAUCCAGGACUCCACGAAGGAGAAAGUCCUCAACUAUUUGUCCAAAAAUGGGUCACUCAAUCGACCUGAAAAGCCAAAAGUAGCAGCAGCACCACCACCACAACCACGACCAGUAUCUGGCCGAGUAGAUGAGAAAAAGAAUCCCGUAUUUUUCAAGCCUCCACCACCACAUCUAUCCGGCCGAGUAGACGAGAAAAAGAGUUUCGUAGCUUUCAAGCCUCCACCACCACGACCAGGAUCAUCCGCUUUUAAUACGCCACAGGUUGCAGACGACGAGUGGGAGGAGUCUCGCAUCCCGGAAGUAGCGUCCGGUGGUAAACAGCAGCCCCACGGGAAACGAGCACCAGCUCAAACGCUCAAGUCUCAAUUGAACGAAGAGGAAUGGGACUGAUUUCUUUAAUUUUUCUGCUAGUUCAGUCUGCACCGAAAUAUUUAAUUUUUUUCAAAGUUUGCUUUUCAAUUUUGAUUUCCGGAUCACAAUUUUCUCACUCGUCAUAUUCAAAAGCAGCAUUUUAGCACGAUGUGUACGGAAAUAUUUAUUUUUUUCGAAUUUUUUCUUUUCAAUUCUGAUUUUUGAUUUACAAUUUCUGUUCUCUAAAGUGCAAGUUGUUCUCUGUUGUCAUAUCCAAAUCCAGCAUUUUAACUACUACUGUACGGAAAUAUUGAUCUUUUUCAAAUUUUUCGAAAAAUUCCGUACUUUGAUUUACAUUUUUCUCACUGUCGUCACAUUACAGUCCAGUAUUUUAAUUACUACUACAUACUUCAAGGUCUGUACAGAAAUAUUAAGAUUUUUUCAAAUUUUUCUUAUCAAUUCCGCUGAUUUUGUGAUUACAAUUUUGUCAUUGUCGCCAUAUUCAAAUAUCCAGUAUGUUCAUUUGUUUGUAUUAAUUAUUUGCUUAAUGUUGUUAAUUGUUUGAUUUGACUAAUUAAUUAUAGUUCGUUGUUCCCAUAAAAAAAUUGUUUAAACGAAUGCAUUGAUUGAUUACCUGUUACGUUAUAAAAUUGGAAAUUCUUCUUUUUACAUUUAUGCUUGUAAUUCACAAAUUUUUCAACUGUCGUCAUAUUCAAAUCCAGUAUUUUCCAUUGUUUGUAUUAAUUAGUCGCGAAAUGUUGUUGAUUGUUAAUUGUCUGUUUUGACUAAUUAAUUGUAGUUGAUUUGUGGUAUAAAAAUUGUUUAAAUUAAUACAUCGAUUGAUUACCUGUUACGUUAUAAAAUUGAAAAUUCUUCCGUCUUUUUUAACAUGUUUACCUUAAUUUUCGUAACCUCAUCACAUUCAAAUCCAGUAUUUUCAAUUGUUUGUAUUAUUAAUUAGUUCCGCACUGUUGUUAAUUGUUUGAUUUGACUAAUUAAUUAUAGUUCGUUGUACGCGUAAAAAAAUUGUUUAAAUGAAUGCAUUAAUUAAUUACCUGUUACGUUAUAAAAUUGAAAAUUCUUCCGUCUUUUUUAACAUGUUUACAUUAAUUUUCGCAAUUCACACUUUUCUCAACUGUCGUCAUAUUUAAAUCCAGUAUUUUCGUUUGUUUGUAUUAAUUAGAAAUGUUGUUAAUUGUUUGAUUUGACUAAUUAAUUGUAGUUCAUUGUUGGCAUAAAAAGACUGAUUAAAUUUUAAUUAACAUGUUUAAAUUACCUCUGUUACAUACGUUAUAAAUAUUUCCAUUUGUGUUAAUAAGUGCCGCAAUGUUGUUUGAUUCGAUGCAAAAUUAAUUGUAGUUGAGUUAAUUGUUUGGUGGUAUAAAAAUUGAUGAAAUGAAUACAUGGAUUGAUUACUUUUGUUACGUUAUAAAUUGAAAA
Messenger RNA from Folsomia candida, 3281 nucleotides. Its product is annotated as golgin subfamily A member 6-like protein 7. The transcript is spliced from 3 exons. The record is from RefSeq and is a predicted model, not a curated record. Bases 132 to 1880 code for a protein of 582 amino acids. Lineage: Eukaryota; Metazoa; Arthropoda; Collembola; Entomobryomorpha; Isotomidae.